Molecule: messenger RNA, 249 nt
Organism: Didymodactylos carnosus
Lineage: Eukaryota; Metazoa; Rotifera; Eurotatoria; Philodinida; Philodinidae
Source: the annotation of a GenBank genome assembly
AUGGCUAGUCAUCCAGUUGAUGAGGAAGAAAACAGUCGAACUCAAUCUCCAACUUAUACAUUGAGUAAUGACACAUUAACUUUAUCAGAUGAUGUUACUGCUGCGACAAUAACUCCUCCUGAUCACCACGAUCAGAUUGCAGGAGAUACUUAUCCAAUAUCAGAUAAUGAAUCAAAUGAUUCUGUAGAUAUCACAGAAUAUAAACAGCAGUCGGACGAUGGAGAAAAUUUAUUACAUCGUGAGUCCUGA